UUUCCCUGGGUGGCAGACAGAGGCCGGCACGAUGCUGGACACUGCUGCGGCUGCCCCCCGCACCAGGGCCGCCACCAGGAAGCCGAAAAAGGCGGCAAGCGGCUCCAAGGCCCGUCAGCCCGCGGGGCCCAGCGUCACCCAGCUGAUCACCAGGGCCGUGUCUGUCCCCAAGGAGCGCAAGGGGCUCUCCCUUGCCACGCUCAGGAAGGCGCUGGCAUCCGGUGGCUAUGAUGUGGAGAAGAACCAAAGCCGCAUCAAGCUGGGGCCCAAGAGCCUUGUCAGCAAUGGCACCCUGGUACAGACCAAGGGCAUCGGAGCCUCUGGCUCUUUCAAGCUGAACAAGAAGCCAGGUGAGACAAAAGAAAAGGCAACAAAGGAAAAGAGAGCUGCCAAGCCCAGGAAGCCGGUGGCCAAGACGCCCGCCAGCCCUGCCGAGAAGCCCAAGAAAGCGGUGGUGGUGAAGAAGAGCCCCAAGAAGGCGAAGAAGCUGGCAGCCACUGCAGCCAAGAAAGCGGCCAAGAGUCCCAAGAGAGCCACACAGGAGGAGGAGGCAGUGAAGAGCCCAGCUAAGACAAAAGCAGUGAAGCCCACAGCAGCCAAGAAAGCGGCCAAGAGUCCCAAGAGAGCCAUACAGGCAGGCCACCCCAAGGAGGCCGCGAAGAGCCCAGCUAAGGAGAAGGCAGUGAAGCCUGCAGCAGCCAAGCCUAAGGCAGCCAAGCCCAAAGCCGCCAAUGCAAAGAAGGCAGUGCCAAAAAAGAAGUAA
Molecule: messenger RNA, 763 nt
Organism: Haemorhous mexicanus (house finch)
Lineage: Eukaryota; Metazoa; Chordata; Aves; Passeriformes; Fringillidae
Product: histone H1-like
Exons: 1
Coding region: 32-763 (243 amino acids)
Biological process (GO): nucleosome assembly
Cellular component (GO): nucleosome
Molecular function (GO): structural constituent of chromatin; DNA binding
Source: RefSeq, a predicted model, not a curated record